Molecule: messenger RNA, 2850 nt
Organism: Phoenix dactylifera (date palm)
Lineage: Eukaryota; Viridiplantae; Streptophyta; Magnoliopsida; Arecales; Arecaceae
Product: transcription factor bHLH62-like
Biological process (GO): regulation of DNA-templated transcription
Cellular component (GO): nucleus
Molecular function (GO): DNA-binding transcription factor activity; protein dimerization activity
Source: RefSeq, a predicted model, not a curated record
AACAAAGUGGAGCUAAAACCCCCUAUAUCUUCCCACUUCCCCCCACCGAUCUCCUUCCUUCUCUUCCUCUCUCUCUCUCUCCCCCGGCCUUUCCACCCCCCUUCUCCCAUCUUGCUCUCUCUCUAAUGGCAGGAAAGCUGAGCUGAUGCCCAUAAGGAUUUCCAAAGGCAGAAGGAACACAGCUCUGUUUGACCUCCAGGGCUUGGCAUCUGUGAGACCACUCCCUCCUCUCUUCAAAUAAUUCUAUUAUUAUUAUUAUUAUUAUAUCCACAUAAAGGUCAACAUUUUCCUUCUUUCUUCCCCCUUCCACUCUGUCCUCCACCUUCUUCCUUCGCUUCAAGAGUCUUCUUUCCUCCUCUUUAUCCUCCCCUCCCAUCCCCUUUCCUUUCUCUUCACUUCCCCUGGUUUUCGCUUUCCCCUUUGGUUCCCUCUCUCCUCCACCUCCCGGCUCCCUUUCCUCUCAUUUCUCCGCAAAAAGCUCCCACCUUUCCCUUCGUUUCUUGCUUCUUGCUGCGAAUUAUCCUCCAGGAUUUCAAUAUCUCGGCGAAUUCGGGAUUUUCGUUCCUUUUAGGGACUCGGGAUUGAGAAAGCUGAGAUUUUUCCAGCAAUUUUAGGAGUUCGGUGCCUCGCCGGAGAUGAACUGUGGGCCGCCGCCAGGUCAGCUUCCGCCGUGCUUUCUCAACCUCAACUGGGAGCAGUCCAUGGACCCGACCAGCCACUUUGAGUCGGCGCUCAGCUCCAUCGUCUCCUCGCCAUCGUCCAAUUCGCUUGCUACAGCGGAGGGCCUCGCCGUCAAUAACCUCGUUGGACGGCUGGGGAGCGUCUACAAUUCCGGCGAGAUCUCCCCCCAGUCCCACUACAUGACCACCCCUCUGAAUUCCCCUCCAAAGCUCAAUCUCUCCAUGAUGGGCCGCAUCGGCCCCCACCAGCCGGCCGUCGGAAGCCUGCCGUUCUCGGCGAAUCCGAUACCGAUAACCCAUUUGGAUCAAUUCUCUGCGGACCCAGGGUUCGCUGAGAGGGCCGCAAGGUUUUCUUGCUUUGAUGGCCGGAAUUACGGUGGGUUUGCAGGCCAGUUUGGUCUGCCGGAGGCUGGAAAGCUCUCGAGGGCAUCGAGCGGCCAGUCUCUCAAGGCAGCUGGACCUCAAACGGGGCUGCCAGAGAGAGGCAAGGCGACCCAGACACAGGAGAGGAUGCAGUUGGAGGCAAAAGAUGCAGAAUUUGGUAAUGCUCGAGAGGAAUCAUCAGUAUCGGAUCCAGUCUCGGCGAGUGGUGAGGUGAGCUUGAGAAGUUCUGGCGAAAACAACCCAAGGAAGAGGAAAGCUGCACCAAAGGACACAGCUUCGCCGAAUUCUGCCAUGGAUCCUCCCAAGGCAGCAGAGGAGGAGGAUUCGAAUGCGAAGAGAAGUAGGUCUGCAGAAGAUGAUGGAACCGAAAAGGGAUCAAUUAAGCCAAAGGUUGAACAGAAUGGCAGUGGUAGUGCCAGUGAUGAUGGUGGUCAAAAACAGGGGAAGGAGGACAAUGUGAAGCCCUCGGAGCCAUCUAAAGACUAUAUUCAUGUCAGGGCAAGAAGAGGCCAAGCGACAGAUAGCCAUAGCCUCGCAGAAAGAGUUAGAAGAGAGAAGAUCAGCCAGCGUAUGAAGUUACUGCAAGAUCUUGUGCCAGGUUGCAAUAAGGUUACCGGCAAAGCGGUGAUGCUUGAUGAGAUUAUAAACUAUGUACAGUCCUUGCAGCGCCAAGUCGAGUUUCUUUCCAUGAAGUUGGCAACUGUGAAUCCCCGGUUGGACUUCAACAAUGAGGCAAAUCUCCUUCCCAAAGAUAUGCAUCAAACUUGUGGACCUGUGUCAAAUUCAGUUUAUCCACUAGAGACCUCCGGUGCUGCACUAACAUAUGCAAACGAACCUCAGCAGGGGGCUCCUUUCCAUUGUGUUGUGACCAAUGCCUUGGAAACAGAGUGUAUGAGCCCAUUAGACUCCACUCUAUAUCAAAAUCUAGGCAAUCGCCAACCUUUUGUUAACGGAUUUGGAGAUGCUUCAUCUCAGCUGGGGACAUUCUGGGAGGAUGAUCUCCAAAACGUUGUUCCAGUGGACUUGGGACAGAAUCAGGAGAUUGCUAUCUCUUCUCAGUGCUUUCAUGGUUCAUUGCCAACAGCUCACAUGAAAAUUGAGCUCUGAUCGGUUGAAAUCAUUCAGAGUACAAGUUUGUAUAUAACAGCACGCGAAGCUUCAAGCUAACAAUCUUUAGGUCUAAGCAAAAUUUCAUUAUUUCCUAUUUUUCUUUCUUUCUUUUUUUUCUUUUUUUUUUUCUUUUUUUUUGGUGGUUAAAAGGGGUAGGGGGGAGGAAGGGACCAGCCCACCCCCGCGUAGCAGCCCCCACGCACUAGGCCCCCGCCCCGCCAGGAGAAUGUUCGAUAAGGGUGGACACCAUUUUACUCACAUUCUCCCCACCCGAAGGUGAGUACGUCACACCUGACACCACCAAGCUACAAGUGGAAGGAAAGCAUAACCGCCAACGAGCCAACCGAACGUGGGGCAUCCGGUCCCUGAAUUUAAUCGACGCCCGCGCGUUUCGAACCCGGGCAACUCGGGUGGAAUUAUUGCCCCCUUACCACCAAGUUACCACCUUGGUGGACUAGAGACUUCUUUGGGGCAAAUGAUUCUUUUGAGAAUUCUUGUGAUCAUCAGUGGAAGGUCUCAUUAGACUAGAGACAUCAUGGGGUGCAGAUAUUUCAAACACCACAUUUAGUGUGAGCUGCUGUGAGUGAAGGGGAGAGAUUUGACAUCAUGAUGCUGUUGUAUUAUCAAGAAAAUUCUAGUAUUAAUUCAUUAAGAUGUUUUCUUCGAGUUACCGCAA